AUGAGCUCCAACUCGCCUAAGGACUUUGUGGAGAGCCUGAAGGGACGAGUCGUCAUAGUGCGACUGAACAACGGGUCCGACUUCAAGGGUAUUCUGGCCUGCCUGGAUGAACGAAUGAACGUCGCGCUGGAGCAAACCGAGGAGUUCUUCGAAGGAGAGUUCAUUGAGAGCUACUACGAUGCCUUCAUUCGCGGCAACAACGUGUUUUACAUACGGGCCAUCGACGAUGAGUAG
Messenger RNA from Plasmodium cynomolgi strain B, 234 nucleotides. Its product is annotated as U6 snRNA-associated Sm-like protein LSm6. The coding region runs from base 1 to 234 and encodes 77 amino acids. The record is from RefSeq and is a predicted model, not a curated record. The transcript has a single exon. NCBI's taxonomy places the organism in Eukaryota, Apicomplexa, Aconoidasida, Haemosporida, Plasmodiidae. Gene Ontology annotation, cellular component: nucleolus; sno(s)RNA-containing ribonucleoprotein complex; U4/U6 x U5 tri-snRNP complex. Gene Ontology annotation, biological process: maturation of SSU-rRNA; mRNA splicing, via spliceosome. Gene Ontology annotation, molecular function: RNA binding.